Messenger RNA from Funneliformis geosporum, 2949 nucleotides. Lineage: Eukaryota; Fungi; Glomeromycota; Glomeromycetes; Glomerales; Glomeraceae. The record is from the annotation of a GenBank genome assembly.
AUGCCUUCCUCGGAUCGCCAAACUGCUUUAGAUUUAUACAAAUCUUCGGUUGAACUGGAAGUUGAGCUUCGUCAAGCUACGAAAUCUAGAUCGAUUUUUGACAAACAUGUUGCUACUUUACGCUCUAAGUUAAGAGAUACCUAUGAAAAGAUUAUUUUCCUAGAUUAUGAAUUGGCUCAAUCUAAGGAAGUUGAGCAGAAUUUGUGGAAGAAUGUGUAUUACAAGGUUAUCGAGGAUUUCAGGAAGAAGAUCCGUGCUUUACCCGCACCUAAUGUAAAAACUAAGUCAACCUCCAAAAAGUUGACCAGUUCUUUUCGUUCUUUUCUGCAUGAAGCGACAGGGUUUUAUUAUUCUUUUAUUCAGAAACUUGCGAUUCAUUUUGAAUUGAAGCAGUUGGAUCCAGUUAUCAAAAAAUUUGGUUUAACAAUAGAGCCCACUGAUGUCUCUCAACGUUCUUACUCUGAAGAUAUUAAACAACGAGCUGUUCUUAGUUGCCAUAAGAGUUUAAUUUUUCUAGGUGAUUUGGCUCGCUAUCGUGAAUUACACAGUGAUAGAUCAAACAAAAACUGGUCCACCGCAUGUGAUUAUUAUAAUCAUGCUAGACAGUUAGUUCCCGAGAGUGGUAAAUUUCUGAGGUUUAGUUAUGAUUAUGGUAACCCUCAUAACCAAUUGGCUGUUAUCGCUACUUACAACUCUGAUGACUUUUCUGCCGUCUACCAUUAUUACCGCAGCCUUGUUGUUAAACAUCAAUUUUUGACUGCAAAAGAUAAUAUUAGUCUUUUGUUUCAUAAGGCCCAAAGAUCCGCUACCGAUCCUCCUGACAGUGAAACCCAAAAAGAACAGCGAGAAUUUAGCGGAAAGAGACGUUUUUCUCAUCAACGUCAAGUUGCACAGUAUUUUGUAUCUAAAAGUAAAGUAAAUUUGGAAUCUUAUUCCGAAUUAAAAGAGUCUGUCUUGAAUCAGUUGAAAGAGUAUGCUCUUUCACGUACGUUAGAUCCCGAUCAUCUUUUAAAAUUAACCGCGAUAAAUAUGGCAGCAUUAUAUGUAAUUCGACUCAUUACCAACAGUGAAAAUGGGGCAAUUAACCAUAGUCCAAAAGUCAUUUCCGCAUAUUCACAAUCAUCCAAAAAGGCUCUUGUUGAGAAACAUUCGAUCUUGUUGGUAUUAGAUUCUCUAACAGCGUUAUUAGACAUGUGUAACUCUGAAUUAGCAGAUAUUUCUAUUGAUGGAUCAGAUAGGCAUAAUGCAGUCCAAAUUCUUCCUGCUCCUGUUAAACGAAGUCUUGCGACUCUUCGUGUUGGAACAAAAUGGGUUUAUUUGAGCCUCGAUUAUAUAGAAUCUAUGUCCACCGUUAUCUCCAAAGAUCCUAACGUUAAGGGCGAGUUUAUUAAUUUUGCUAGAUUUUGGGAAUAUUUUGCUGAAUUUCUUAAUACGAUGGAAAGAUUGUUCCCACAUGAGCAAGGCAUUCCUCUUGAUGUACCUUUAAAAGAAGAUUUUGAAUUAAAUGGAUUCCUGGUCCUUAAAAAUCAUCUAUUUAUUGACAAAAAUGCAUUGGCAGACCAGGGUGAGCCAUUUGAAGAGUUAGACAUGCGUAUUUAUGAUAUUUUUAAAGAUGCAAGAAGGAUUUCUGAUUCUGAGUUGUCCCAAUUAUUUUACUAUGACGGUAUUUUUAGUGCAAGCGAACCUCCUUGUAAAAUCAUUUCCCCUAUUGGCGCUCUUAGUCCAAUCGAACAUGAAAUUAUGGAAGAAUCUUAUGAUGUACCUAAAGUUAACCCCGAUUUGAUUAUUGACCGGGAUGAUGCUAAUUUAGCUGAAUCUCAAUCUUUUGCAUCAAGUAGUCCUAAGGGACAGAGUAGCGAUACAGCCGACGAUGAAACAGAAGAAGAAGUUAUCUUAUUCACCGGGCGUCAUUCGGCCAUUAUCGACAAUGAUAAUAAUUCAAGUGCCGCUGCCUUGUCUAAAAAAACUUCGCAUACCGAAAAAUUAGAUAGUCCAACAGCAGCUGAGUUCUUGUUGAACCAAGUUUUGAAUUCCAAUCAACAAGUUACUUCAUUCUCACCUGUUAGCAAACAAAAUGAACAACUAAAAUAUUGGAAUCAAUUCAAUACACCGCAAUUAUUCCCUACAAAUAAUACUUCCAUGCAAUAUGAUAAAUUAGAAACUAAAUUCGUAAAAGCAAAUUCUUUAGAUUACCUAACACCUGUAAGCAGACCAUCUACCACUAAUGGUUUUUCGAACAUAAAUACUGGUGCUUAUGAUUCAACUUCAUUUGCGAGUCCAACACCUGUCUCUGGGGUUCCCAACUCUUCGCAAGAUCCACUUGUUCCAUCUACAAAACGUUCAUUAAAUGAUUCCAAAUCAUCAUUAUCAUACCAAAAUGUAACUACCCCUUCGAGUGCUUCCUUAUUUGCUUUUCCGGAUGCGGAUGGUGGAGUGUCCCAAUUUGAUUUGUUUGGUCAUUCGAAUUCAAAUAUGAAUAAUUAUUCUGGUUCGACUAGUUUUUCUUCUACUGUGCCAACAACUUUAACAGCACCUCCUGGAUUUACUUCUGAUACACCCAACCUUGAUAUGGAUGAACUGGAUCAGCAACAAAACACUUACCAACAGUCUUUGUUUCAAACCUCCAACGCAUUCGGAUUCUCAUCAUUUGAUAUCAUGCGCACCCAAUUUCCAUUGAAGAAUGGUAAUGAUUGUUUAUUUAAUGGAAUGCAUGAUAAUAAAGUCAAUGGUUCUAAUGAAUUAGUUUAUCAAGGAGAAGAUAUGAAUAACGCUAGUACAAAUGAACAAAAUCCCAAUUCCUUAUUUUGGCUUAUGGAUUCCACCAAUAACAAUAUUACGACAUCAUCAAAAACAGGAGAUAAUGAAACUUUAUCGGAUCCAAAAGCAAGCGAUUCUCGUGAUAAAUUUCGCUACUUUUCACCUGGUUGGACUCCUGCGUCAAUUGGCUAA